This is a messenger RNA of Rhodamnia argentea, 1188 nucleotides long. Its product is annotated as disease resistance protein RPV1-like. Lineage: Eukaryota; Viridiplantae; Streptophyta; Magnoliopsida; Myrtales; Myrtaceae. The record is from RefSeq and is a predicted model, not a curated record. Bases 1 to 1188 code for a protein of 395 amino acids. The transcript has 2 exons.
AUGGCAAAGAAUUUGAAGGUUCUAAAUUUGACCAAAUGCAGAAAGUUGCGUAGAACUCCCGACUUUUCUGCUCAUAAAAAUUUAGAGAAACUGAUUCUUCAAGGGUGUGAGGAACUGGUUCAUGCUGAUAGGUCUAUUGGUAAGUUAAAGCAUUUAGUAUUAUUAAACUUGAAAGGUUGUCGGAAACUUCGGAGAUUGCCAGAUGAGAUGGGGGAUCUGGGAGCCUUGACAGAAAUUCUUGUUGAUGAUACAUCUAUUACCAAUAUUCCUGAAUGGAAAGGAAUGAAGAAAUUGGAAACUCUCAGCGCAAAUUCAUGUACGUCACUGAGUAUAUUCAAUUUAGCUGGUCGGGUAACAUCACUAGUAAAUAUUAGGUUGGUAUGUACAAGAAUUACUGAACUUCCAUUCGGAAAUUUUGGGGCUCUUGCUGAGUUGGAUAUUUCUUGGUCGAGAAUUCGAGAGUUGCCCAAUUCAAUAGAGAAAAUGAAGAAUUUGAGAGUACUAAGGAUGUGUCACUCCAGGUUAGUAAAGCUACCUAGCGCCCUUGGGAUGUUGGAGAAGCUUGAAGAGAUCAAUGCUGACGGCUGUAGAAAUUUGCAGGGGGAAAUUCCAAGUGAGAUUGGAAGACUGUCAUUUCUGAGGAUCUUGCGUUUAAUGGACGCUCGAAUUUCCAAAGUACCAAAGCUUCCUGAAAAUCUUAGUUUCCUUUUGAAGCUCAGGGAGCUUGUCCUCGUCGGAAAAAACCUAGCAUGUCUACCUAUGCUUCCCCAGAAUUUGUCAUGCCUCACUAUUAAUGGGGGCUUGAUGGAAAAGUCGAUAGAUCUAUCAUAUUUGGAAAAGUUAUCGGAGUUGGAAGUCUGUGAUUGUGAACAUCUAACAGAGAUUCAAGGCCUCGAACAUCUGAAAAACCUGAAACGGCUUCGGCUUUAUCAUCUUCCGUCACUGGUGAAGUUGCCUGACCUGACCAACUUGAAGAAGCUAUGGGAACUUUGGAUAUCGGAUUGUCCUAAACUGGUCGAGAUUCAAGGUCAGCUAGAAUCUUUGAAGGAGCUUCGAUUAAUGUUCUGUGAAUCACUUGAAAAGUUGCCCGAUUCAUUAAGCUUCAAGAAUAUGGGAUAUCUCGUGAUAGACGGCUGUCCAAAGCUAAAAGAGAUUCAAGGCCUGGAGGACUCGGAGAACUUGGAGUGA